AUGCUCUCUUUUGGAUUUGUUAUGCUUCCAUUAGAAAUACCUUUAUCUUUAUGUCAUAGUUUAUCUUAUGCAUUAGCUGUUGCAAAUUUCUUCUUCAAAGAAUCAUUAGCUAUUUUUUUAUUGUGGCGACUAAGACAAAUUGAGAAUCGUGAAUCUGACAAAUGGAUCAGUUUGGUUUUGUUAUUUAUUAGGACAAUAGCACAGAUUACUCAAAUGGCAUUAUCGAAACCGGACAUUUUUUUUGACGGCGGAAUUCAAUCCUGUAAUCCUAAUCCUAACUCAGCCAAAGUUGCUGUUUGGACUGUAAUUGGUUGUGAUAUGUUGAUUGAAAUUUAUGUGACUGUUCGCCUUGUCAAAAUUCUUAAAAGGGCAAACCGUAAUGCGGCACAAAUUAGAUCAAACAUGGACAGAAAAACGAAACGUACCUUAUUUACUGCCGUGAUUUAUUGGAAUUUCUUACGAUUAGCGGUUGUCUUUGUAACAAGUACAUUAUCUUCAAUAUAUAUUGAAAUUAUUCCUUCAUCAAGCUUUACUCAUCAAGCAAUCGAUAAAGGAAUUUUUAGUGCCUUUACUAUAAUAAUGUCUUAUGUUAUAACAGUUGAUGCUGAAAUUGUGCGAGUAGUUGAGGGUAAAUACAAAAAGGGAAGUAAUAAUAGCAACUCAGAAAAAAGUAUACCAGGAACGCCACAUGUACCAUCUGCUUAUCAUAAGAAAAAAACGUCUCAAACUCUUCCUAAAUAUACAUCCUCUAUAGAACAAGAAGAGAGUGAUGAUGCCUUUAUUACAUCAAUGAAAAGGUUAUCGUUCUUUGAAUGGGCAAAUAUGGUUGUAGGCUUUCGUCGUGACAAAAAUAAUAAUGAAAGGAAUUUUAAUGAGGAGGAUAUUGAAGAAAUAGUUGAAGGACCUUCAGAUGCUACAAACAAUGACAUUGAAAGAGGUUUUAAUCAAAUCAAUGAUAAAAGACGAAGUAGCAAUUUUAGUAAUAGUACAAUAGUAACAACUCUAGCAUCAACAGUCAAAGAACGUGACUUUGCAUAA
This is a messenger RNA of Funneliformis caledonium, 1038 nucleotides long. The record is from the annotation of a GenBank genome assembly. Lineage: Eukaryota; Fungi; Glomeromycota; Glomeromycetes; Glomerales; Glomeraceae.